UUAUCUUUUCACGGGUGAUCUGAGGCUAAUGGAGAUCAUUAGUAAUGAAUAAUCUUAUUCAAAAUCCUUUCCUUAAAUAUCUUCCUCAAUCUGAAUCCAAUUCUUCAGUGGAGUUACACACACUCCCUGAUGUUUCCACUCUCAUCUGUAAACAUGGACAAAACGUAUCAGUUUCGACUGAAGCAAAUUUGGGAAUGUAUUUACUGAAAAGGAUUCGGGCGAGAUAGACUUUCAUUACGUAUUAGAGUUUCCUUGUACCUCCUGAGCAAUGAUAAGAAACAGAUAACAAAAAUAUCCUGUCAGUUAGAUCCGUUAGAUUUGAGGGGAGUGGAAAUUGUGUAAAUCUCAGAUUUACCAACUGAAGUUUAUUUCUUUAGUUCUGCAACGGAGCUAUGACGUUUCAUAUGUCAUACAGCGCAUGACGUUUCUGACAUAUGACGGUUUCUCAAAUGUUUUGUAUCCAGGGACACCCUGUAGCUGUAAAAUACAUUCCACAGACCCCCUCAAUAUAGAUUUAUUUCAAAUAAUUAUUGUUUUGGACAGCCAUAGAGCUUUCUAUUCCUGAACUUUCCACCGAUAGAAAACAUUAGGCCUGAGUUGACAUUGGUGCUUGGACCCCUACAUGUUAAGACUUUGAUAAAGUGUGUUGUGAGUUCCACGACUUUAACCAAAUAGUUUUUUUUUUUUUUAAAGCCACAGACCCCCUGGCUCUGCUUCAGAGAUUCAUGAGUAACCCCACUUUGAAAACCAACGAGUUAUGACACUAAUGAAACAAAAAAUUCCUUUCACAUCAUAUCUUUUAUUUAUUUUUUUUUGUAAUGAAAAGUAAAGUUUAAAGUCAGUCUAUGUGAUAUCUGCCACACCUCUAUCAUGUUUGAUGACAUUGCUUCAUUGUUAUGUCUCUCUGUGUCUCUCUCGUUCUCACUCUCUCUCUGUUCCCUCCUCUAUGGUAAGGUCAACAUGGGGACCACUCCCUUCAGGGUCGAAGCAGGAGCUGCACCUCAUUACAAGCAAUUGUUUGGCCUGUCGCCUUUCCCAUCUUCACUGGCGAGAGAGAGAGAGAGAGAGAGAGAGAGAGAGAGCGAGAGAGAGAGAGAGAGAGAGAGAGGAAACAGGAAAAAGGAACUUCUACUCCCUGUGCCUGGACAGAGCAGUCAGAGAAAGGGAGAGUUCUAGUGCUUCAGUCGUAGAGGAGGGAUGUCUGUGAUUCUUUUUGCUUCUCCCGGGGUCUCUGAGCUCUGAAACUCUGUGGAUGUGGACGCGCUACUUGUUCAUGCCCCUCAGCCGGGCAAAUAUGCCUCACCUGCCUGUCUCGCUCACUGUCUGUCUGCUGGGCUGCUUACUUACAGGCAGUGCUCUGGACAUCUCAGACGUGACGCUGAUAAACCCAGAUCCUGUAGUGUCCUCGGCAGACGCGUCGCUUCUGUGCGUGAGCAGCGACUGGACGUCCUCCGGUCCGGCCUCGCUCGCUCUGGACCACGAGUACCCCCUGGCCCAGAAAGACCCGCUCAGUUCCACAGCAGACAAGACAUAUCGCUCUGCAUCCAGAGUCUCCUGGAGGACACGCAGCGACAUAUUCGGGGCUUACUUUUGCAAGGUCAAAAACUCAAACAGUGGCAAGGUGUACACGUACAAAAUGUUAAACGAAGCGUCGUUUCUUCCUGAGGCACUCACGGUGACGGCCAGCAUCGGAGAUAACGUGACCAUCAUGUACACGCGGAAAAAAGUGGGCGUAGAGGACACGAUCAUCUACAAGGAGGUAUUACAAUCCUACAAAAAUGUGGUUAACACAGACUCGUCUUUCGCACACUCUGUGCCCAAAGAGGACAUCACGGACUCGGUUCCCUACCUCAUUAGUGACGUGAAGAGGUCACAUGCAGGACUCUACACCAUCCGCUACAUGUCAGAAAACCUGUCGACGUCCGCCAUCACUCACCUCAUCGUCAGGAGCUGCAUGAAGGGCAGGUGGGGUUCAGACUGCACUAAGCAUUGCCCAGCUUGCGCUAACGGAGGAGUGUGUGACGAUAAAACAGGAGAAUGCAUCUGUCCGCCCGGCUUCAAGGGUCCCACCUGUGAGACAGUGUGUGGUGAAGGCCGCUUUGGGAAGACAUGUAAGGAGCGCUGUAUAGACGGCAAGUGUCGCUCUCUGGUGUUCUGCCUCAGAGACCCGUACGGCUGCUCGUGCGCCUCUGGGUGGAGGGGUCUAAACUGCAGCGAGGCGUGUGCAUCCGGGUACUACGGCGCUGGCUGCAAACUGAAGUGUGUGUGUGACAAGGGCGGGAAGUGCGACCGCUUCAGAGGGUGUGUGUGUCCUGGGAGACAUGGUGCCCGAUGUGAGAAAGAAGACAAAGCUCCGGUCAUUGUAAGCAGUUUUGGAGAUACAGAGCUGAAUUCUGGAGCACCGUACACCGUGAGCUGCUCUGUCCGAGGACAACCGGCACCUUUACAUGGAGAAAUCAUCCUGCUCAAACCAGACAAGACCAUCGUAUAUGCCAUGGACACAGAGACAGCGAAUCACCAGAGUACAUCCGUGUUCAGGGUGGACAGGAUCACGGUGGCUGACGGUGGACGCUGGGUCUGUCAGGUGAAGACCACCAGCGUUCAGGUGGAGAAAGACUUCGUCGUCAGUGUUAAAGUUCCUCCACAGCCGCAGUACCCACCUUCACUGAACAGCAGUGGGCCGUACCAUCUGGUGGUGCUGGUCAAUAAGUAUCCGUACACUGGGGAUGGACCGGUCACCUCGGUCAACGUGACCUACAAGCAGGCCAAUUCGUCCACGUGGGAGACGGUGGAAGUGAUUGGCUCUCAGGUGAAGCUGGAGAAUCUCGCCCCUAUGACUCAGUACAUCGCAUUUGUGCAGUUAAGUCGACGAGGACCUGGAGGGACCGGAAAUCCAGGACCUGAGGCUAGCUUCUAUACACAGAAACUUGAUCUGCCUCUCCCUACGGGGCUGAAACUGAUCCCUCUGAAUCAGACCUCUCUGUCGCUGUCCUGGGAUUCUGCCCCUGUCAUGGAUCUGGCUAAAGACGACUGGUGUUACGAGGUGGCGUGUGAACAGGCGGAGGACGCCGGCACUGCAUGGAACUUCCAGCUGCCUCUAAACUCCACCGGCAUCCAGCUAAACCACCUGAGACCCAGACACAAGUACAAGUGCAGGGUCAGUCUGAGCAGCAGGGCAGCGGAUCACGUCUGCCCCACGGUCAGCGCCUGGACCCUCAGCGACGAACUUCCUCCUGCUCCAUCUGACAUCUCCGCCUCCAACAUCACCGACUCGUCAGCCUUCCUCAGCUGGUCCGUCGCCGAGGGCCACUCCGUCGUCAAGGUGAUCAUUCGUUACCAGGAGAAGGAGGAGGCGAUGUACAGCCAGCAGGUGGAUCUGGGGGUGCAGCCGUCCCAGAAUUCCAUGCACUUCAUGCUGAGAGGUCUGAGAGCUGACACUGAGUAUCUACUGGAGCUCUGGACUAUUAAUAACAUGGGGGAGAGCAAGAAGAAGAAUCAGGUCUCUCUGAGGACCCUAACGCCACAGGAGAGCUCACGCCUGUACAGGUUCAGAGCUGAUGGAAACAUGCUAUUUUAUGCCAUUCUGGGUUCUGCUGGAAUGACCUGUCUUACCAUCCUGCUGGCCUUCUGUAUCGUGCUCCAGCUCAAGAGAACCUCCUUUCAGAGACGCAUGAGAGAAGAACCCGUGGUCCAGUUUAGCUCCGGGUCUUUAAACACUCAGAAGAAAGUGACAAGCUCGACGCAGGCCGUGUCCUACCCGAUGCUGGAGUGGAGCGACAUCAAGUUCCAGGACGUGAUCGGAGAGGGAAACUUCGGCCAGGUGCUCAAGGCUCGCAUCAAGAAGGACGGCCUGAGGAUGGAUGCAGCCAUCAAGAGGAUGAAAGAAUACGCUUCUAAAGAUGAUCACAGAGACUUUGCGGGUGAGCUGGAGGUUCUGUGUAAACUGGGUCAUCACUCCAACAUCAUUAACCUGCUGGGAGCUUGUGAGCACCGAGGUUAUUUGUACCUGGCGAUCGAGUAUGCUCCUCAUGGCAACCUGCUGGAUUUCCUAAGGAAAAGUCGUGUCCUGGAAACAGACCCGGCGUUUGCUAUCGCUAACAGCACGGCCUCCACGCUGUCCUCCCAGCAGCUGCUACACUUCGCCGCCGACGUAGCUCGAGGCAUGGACUACCUGAGCCAGAAACAGUUCAUCCACAGAGAUUUAGCAGCCAGAAACAUCCUGGUAGGUGAAAACUAUGUGGCGAAGAUCGCCGAUUUCGGGCUCUCGCGAGGACAAGAAGUGUACGUGAAGAAGACCAUGGGCCGAUUACCUGUGCGAUGGAUGGCCAUAGAAUCUCUCAACUACAGUGUGUAUACAACCAACAGUGACGUGUGGUCAUAUGGAGUGCUUCUCUGGGAGGUGGUGAGUUUAGGUGGGACGCCGUACUGUGGCAUGACCUGUGCCGAGCUUUAUGAGAAACUGCCUCAGGGUUAUCGCCUGGAGAAACCACUCAACUGUGAUGACGAAGUCUUUGAGCUGAUGAGGCAGUGUUGGAGAGAGAAGCCUUACGAGAGACCGUCGUUCGCACAGAUCCUGGUGUCACUCAACCGCAUGCUGGAGGAGAGAAAGGUGAAGAAGAAGAAGAAGAAGAAGAAAAAAAAGAAGCAUACAAUCCAACAAAAUGAUGCUCUCCAACUCCUUUUGGCCUUUUUUCCCGCCAUUGCACAGAAUACAAAAACAUGUAAUACCACAAAGCUGGACCUGAUUAUUUUCCUAUAACAGCAUGCUCUGAAGAGUUUUAUUCCACUUAUACUACAGAGAUUCUCCACAAAAUCACCACAGUCGUUUCAUUCUUUAUUAAUUAAAGAAUGACACACGAUAUGACGCUUUUUUUUUUUAUUCGUUUAUAGUAGCGUAUUAAUGUUGCGGAAUAUCCGGAAGACAACUUACAUCCUGGUAUCACUUAUGUUAUAAUAGCUAUAGAUAGUCAUUUCCUCACUAGACUUUUUUUUUUCUUCCUCUUGCUUGAAACGAACGACGACAAAAAGACGCAGCUCGUUACGGAGAAGCGCUAACACUGGAGACUCCUUCCAUAAAUGUUCAAAAGUUUUUACGGUGUCAACAGUUAUAUGUUUUUGUUUGAUGUUCCUGGCUGGAUUUAAAAAAAAACAAAAAAUUAAAAUACAUAAUCAAAUAAAAUCAAUACAUUUUCCCUUAAAGCUUACAUGGAGCGUCUGCUGGGAUCGAGUUGUUACUCUAGAAACGAUAAUGUAAUUGAAAAGAACAAUAAAACUUGUCAGAGCUGCUGUUAUAGAAAAUAAAUCAAGCGCCUGUUCCGGUUCUAGCCGUCUCCCAAGUUGGCGGGAAACCGGAAAGUGCUUCUAAAGGUACGUUCACACACACGGCGAUUUUAAGUCGCCGUACUACGAAGUCGCCAGUAGGCGUUCCUACUACUGGUUGCCAUAGCAACAAUUAUCCAUUUGUGGCGCGACUAGCAUUCCACUUUUGACAACAAACCGGUUUUCUUGCCGCUAAAAUGAAACAUUCUAGAGGGAGAGCGUUUGUAUAUAAAAUUCUCCAGUGUAUACAGUAUAUACGCAUCAUAUCCUACGAGGUGUAGGAGAAGCAGUGUGUGUGAGCUCUUUGUCGUGGUGGCCAUCUAUCAGUGGCGAAAACGCAAGAGCCGGACAGUCUGGGUCUACGCAACAAUUCGGACUCACACCGGCAGCGUGGCGGAUCACGCAUCACGUGCGCUCGACUGUCUUCACUCCCGUUGCUAGUCGCUGCACCAAGUUGCUCAAAAAUUUGCCUAAAGUGAAACCUUUGUCGCGUCACUAGACACGCCCACAUCUAAUCACCAACGUCGCCAGCUCUCGUUGAAAACGAACGG
Messenger RNA from Ictalurus furcatus (blue catfish), 5870 nucleotides. RefSeq names its product TEK tyrosine kinase, endothelial (gene tek). The coding region runs from base 1253 to 4759 and encodes 1168 amino acids. Gene Ontology annotation, cellular component: plasma membrane; signaling receptor complex. NCBI's taxonomy places the organism in Eukaryota, Metazoa, Chordata, Actinopteri, Siluriformes, Ictaluridae. The transcript has 22 exons. Gene Ontology annotation, molecular function: transmembrane receptor protein tyrosine kinase activity; protein binding; ATP binding. The record is from RefSeq and is a predicted model, not a curated record. Gene Ontology annotation, biological process: endothelial cell proliferation; positive regulation of phosphatidylinositol 3-kinase/protein kinase B signal transduction; multicellular organism development.